This is a messenger RNA of Nymphalis io (European peacock), 1618 nucleotides long. Its product is annotated as cytochrome P450 4C1-like. The record is from RefSeq and is a predicted model, not a curated record. Lineage: Eukaryota; Metazoa; Arthropoda; Insecta; Lepidoptera; Nymphalidae. The coding region runs from base 90 to 1586 and encodes 498 amino acids. Gene Ontology annotation, molecular function: oxidoreductase activity, acting on paired donors, with incorporation or reduction of molecular oxygen; monooxygenase activity; iron ion binding. The transcript is spliced from 9 exons.
CGAGUAGUCGUGUAGUUUACUUAUACAGCGAAUUAAAUUUAAUAAUGUGUGAUGCAGUCACAUCGUGGCUAAUUUAAUUAAAAUCUAAAAUGUUUUUUUCUCUAUUAUUAUUGAUUGUGUCUUUUUUAUUGUUAUGUUAUUAUAUCGACUAUUUGUUUAGAGAUGAAGAUUUUGACAAGAUCCCAGGACCCAAAGGGAUGUUUCUUAUUGGAAAUGGAUACGAUUGUCUUUUGGAGUCUGCUCAAUUUUUCAAGUAUUUUCGCAAUUUAGUGAGUAAAUACAAGGAUAUCUGCAAAUUUAAAAUAUUUAAUAUAAAGUUUGUCCUUAUAUACAACCCAGAUGACAUCGAGACGAUUUUGACGAAUACCAAAUACAAUGACAAAGGAUUUAUUUACUACUUCCUUCGACCGUGGUUGAAAGACGGCCUUCUCGUUAGUGAUGGAGCUAAGUGGCAUGAGCGGAGGAAAAUUCUGACUCCAGCAUUUCACUUUAACAUUCUCCGGCACUUCAGCACUAUAUUGGUGGAGAACAGCGAGAAGUUAGUGGAGAGUCUCCGGCCAGAAACAGACAAGUCCGGAACGGACAUUUACCCUUUCAUAGCUGGCAUGACAUUAAAUUCUAUAUGUGAAACGGCAAUGGGUACAUCUUUAGAUAAGAAGAAAAAAGACACCGGUACGAAAUAUAAAGACGCAAUACAUACACUAGGAACAUACAUUCUUUACAGAGGUCAACGAUUUUGGCUUCAUCCUCUAGCAUUGUUUAACUUAAGCUCUGUUGGGAGAAGUCAGAAGAAAUUAUUGAAUGAAAUUAGUUCUUUUCGGGAUCAUGUUAUUAAAAAAAGGCGCCAAAAUGGGACUUACAUGAAUUUGUAUACAGAAGUUAUGAACGAAAAGGAAAAUGAUUUAAUAGGUCAAAAGAAACGCUUGGCGAUGCUGGAUUUGUUACUAGAAACAGAGGAGAAAGGAAAGAUAGAUAUUGAGGGGAUUAACGAGGAAGUCGACACGUUCAUGUUUGAGGGUCACGAUACAACAGCGACUGCGCUCCAGUAUGCGUUUAUGCUGAUUGCAAAUCAUCCAGAGGUUCAGGAUAAAAUAAUCGAAGAGUGCAGACAAAUAUUCGGCACAUCUGAUCGGAAGCCUACGAUGUCUGACUUAUCAGAGAUGAAGUAUUUAGAAUGUUGCAUUAAGGAAACUUUAAGGCUCUACCCGUCGGUGUUUUUUAUUACCAGAUAUUGUAAACAAGAAAUCAAAUUGAAAAAUUACAAUUGCCCAGCUGGUUCAGAUUGUUCAAUUUUAAUAUUCGACUUGCAUCGGCGUAGCGAUCAGUUCGUCGAACCUCUCAAGUAUCGCCCUGAGAGAUUUCAGGAGGAACCCACCUGGCACCCAUUCGCUUACAUACCAUUCAGCGCAGGACCUCGUAAUUGUAUAGGUCAAAAAUUUGCGAUGAUGGAAAUGAAGUUGGCGAUAUCUGCUGUUCUUCAACAAUACCGUUUGUUACCAGUCACCAAGCCGGAGGACAUCGUCUUUAUCGCCGAUAUCAUCUUACGACCAAAGAAUCCCAUUUAUGUAAAAUUUGUAUGUCGAUGAAAUGAUAAUAUUAUAUUUUUUAUUAUAUUCUA